GGACUUACACCUAAAAUGCUACGGAAACUGAACCAAAAUGGCUACAUUAUCAUUGAAGAUUUUCUCACGCCAGCAGAGGUCGAUGAACUCUACUCGGCUGGACGUGACCUCUGCAUAGAUGCACCACGAGCAAACCGCAAAAUUUUUAGCACAGUUAACCAAAAGGAUGCACAUAGCAAAGAUACAUACUUUCUUGAUUCUGGCGACAAAAUUCGGUUUUUCUUCGAAGAAGGUGCCGUAAAUGAGAAUGGCGAAUUAGUUGUCGAUCCUAUGAUCGCCCUGAACAAAGUGGGACAUUCCUUGCACGUUGACCACCCGGUCUUCAACAAAUUAACCUUCAGUAGUCGUGUUAAGGAAGUUUGCUGGCAGUUGAACUUCAAUAAACCAGCGGUGUGCCAGAGCAUGUACAUCUAUAAGAAUCCAGGCAUAGGGGGCGAAGUUAUUCCACAUCAGGACUCCUGGUUUUUGCACACAGAGCCGAACUCUGUUAUUGGUUUUUGGUUUGCGCUUGAAAAUUGUACACUAGAAAAUGGUUGUUUGCACGCAAUCAAAGGUUCACAUAAGAGCGGAGUUCAUCGUCGAUAUAUGCGCAAUCCGGAUAAGGACGCUCAACAACUACUAGUUUACGAUCGUCCUGCACCGAUUUACCCUCAAUCAAAUUACACACCCUUGAUCGUGGGCAAAGGUACCUGCAUCAUUAUUCAUGGCAAUGUAGUGCAUAAGAGUGAACCAAAUCGGUCGCAGAAAAGCCGCCAUGCUUACACUUUCCAUGUCAUUGAGACCGAGAAUAACGUAAAAUAUUCGGAAGACAAUUGGCUCCAGGCAUCCAAAGAGAAACCUUUUCCUGUACUUUUUGAACGUAACAAAUAAGUUAUUCCUUUUGAAUAAAUACAUUUAUACAUACAUAUGUACAUAUCUAAAUGUCCACUAACAAAUAAAUCAAGACUAAAAACUUA
Rhagoletis pomonella (apple maggot) is the source of this 956-nucleotide messenger RNA. RefSeq names its product phytanoyl-CoA dioxygenase domain-containing protein 1 homolog. The transcript has 3 exons. Lineage: Eukaryota; Metazoa; Arthropoda; Insecta; Diptera; Tephritidae. The record is from RefSeq and is a predicted model, not a curated record. The coding region runs from base 16 to 870 and encodes 284 amino acids.